Messenger RNA from Scomber scombrus (Atlantic mackerel), 1787 nucleotides. Its product is annotated as multidrug and toxin extrusion protein 1-like. Gene Ontology annotation, biological process: xenobiotic detoxification by transmembrane export across the plasma membrane. The transcript is spliced from 17 exons. The record is from RefSeq and is a predicted model, not a curated record. NCBI's taxonomy places the organism in Eukaryota, Metazoa, Chordata, Actinopteri, Scombriformes, Scombridae. Gene Ontology annotation, cellular component: membrane. Gene Ontology annotation, molecular function: antiporter activity; xenobiotic transmembrane transporter activity. Bases 4 to 1779 code for a protein of 591 amino acids.
GACAUGGAAGGGCCCACUGACAAGCUUUUCUGCUGCAGGUGGGUUCGCCUCAAGGUUUCUUUGGCCCACAGAGAGGAACUGUACCACAUCCUGAGGAUGGCAGGGCCUCUGCUGCUCUCUCGAAUCCUCCAUUACCUGCUUCCAUUUGUGGUUACAAUGUUCUGUGGGCGUCUGGGAAAUGAAGUAAUGGCUGGCUAUGGAUUAGCAUCUUCCACAAUUAAUGUCACCACUGCAGCAACAGGAUAUGGUCUGGGGCUGGCAUGUGAUACUUUGGUGUCUCAGACAUUUGGUGGUAAGAACCUGCUGCGGGUGGGAGUGAUCCUUCAGCGAGGCAUCAUCAUCCUGCUGUUGUUUUGUUUACCCUGUUGGGGUCUGCUCAUUAACGCCCAGGCCAUCCUGUUGUGUCUGGGUCAGGAACCUGAGGUGGCCAGAAUAGCUCAGCUAUAUAUUACAGUCUUCCUUCCAGCAGUGCCAGCAAUGUUCCUACAUCAUCUUCAGGUGUCAUACUUGCAGAACCAGGGUAUAAUAUUGCCCCAAAUGUACACUGCUGCCAUGGCAAAUGUAGCCAAUUUGAUGACAAACUACAUAUUUCUUUACUGGCUGGAUCUCGGGGUGAGUGGAUCUGCAGCAGCCAAUACCCUGUCUCAGAUUUAUAUCUGUGCUUUUCUGUUUGCUUACAUUUGUUGGAAGAAGCUCUAUGUCACAACAUGGGGAGGCUGGUCUGUAGAAUCACUGCAGGAGUGGGGCACCUACAUGAAACUGGCCAUUCCCAGUACACUAAUGAAGUGCUUUGAGUGGUGGAUUUAUGAAUGUGGUGUAUUCUUUGCAGGAAUGCUGAGUGAAGAUGAGCUGGCAGCCCAACAUGCAGUGAUAAUGGUGUCAUUCAUAACCUACAUGUUCCCACUUGGUAUUCAAGCUGCAGCAUGUGCCCGAGUGGGUAAUGCUCUCGGUGCAGGAGACACUGCAAGGGCGAUCCUCACAAGCAAAGUAUCUCUGUCUCUCGCAGGUACCUUGGCUGUUGUUGAAGGUAUCAUACUUGGCUCUACCAAGACAGUGAUUGGCUACAUGUUCACCUCUGAUGAGAAGAUAAUAGGCCUGGUCUCUUACUUGAUGAACGCUUACUGUUUCCUUCAGCUCUUUGAUGGUCAGGUGUGUGUGUGCACAGGCAUCUUCUUGGGCACAGGCAAACAGAAGAUACCAGCUGUGGCUAAUCUUAUUGGAUACUAUGGCAUAGGACUUACACUGAGCAUCACAUUCAUGUUUGUUGCAAAACUGAGAGUUUUAGGUUUUUGGCUGGGACUGCUCAUUUGUGUCAUUUUACAGUCCACCUUCUACAUCAUUGUCAUCUUCAAGCUGAACUGGAAGAGAAUGACAGAGGAGGCUCUGGAACGUGCUCAGAACACACACAUGACAUUAAUAAGCACAGCUGUCCUGUCAGACACUGCACGUGCCAACACUGCUGACCUGAUAGCAAAUAAUGGAAGUUCAGUGGAUGGCUCCAUGUCUGUGAGUACCAGGUGCCAUGACGGGGACACAGAGACACAGCAUGGACAUGUGGUCCAGCAGGUGAAGACUGAUCGUCUCACCAAUACGCAGCUGUUUCUCAGGCGAGGCCUCACUAUGUUUGCGGCUGUUGUUCUUCUGGUUGUGGGAGCAUGUGUGCACUUCCUUGUGCCCUUGCCAGAAACCCUGUCUUCGGAGGCCAACUUUACACUGGACUGGAUCAAUACUACAUAUGCUCCUGAUCAAUUUUUUUCUAUUACUCUGGUCCCCAAAUGAAGAGUCAG